AUCUAUUCCGUCCUUUUGACGAAUACCAUCCUGAGAGGCAAAUCCUCCCCGGUCCGCGUGAGCAAAAGAUCGCCCUGCUGCCUUGUCGGCCGGCCGAAGUCGGGAGUCGCAUGUUUCUUUGCACUUCCAUGUUCCCAAAAAAGGGCAUGGAAACUGACAAAAGCAAUUUUGACAGUCCGAGACCUGGCUUGUUCAGUCAUUUGGAGCAACUCAAUCAUCCCAUCGCUGUUAGCGCCAGCCCGUAUCUAGCUGCCCGAUGUUGCUUACCUUCGACAGAAUCUACUGACGGCAAGCUGGCCACGUUCAACCCCAAUAAUUUCCACAUCUUCAUCAUAGUCGUCAUUCUCAUCAGCUCUACGUUGGCUGGAGCUUCGCUUGACGAAGCGGCUCGAAUGUUGUGCCACCCCUUCAUUCCAUUUUUCCUCAGCCUGUCGCAACAGCCACAGGUUACGCGGACUGUAGCACAGGGGAUUUGGGGGCUGCUAUUUUCUUUUUUUCUUUGACAGGCCGUUGAUCUUUGCACUCUACCGUGACCACGUGCCCGCUGCCAUCCUGAAAGCCAUGAGGACUCUCUGUGGACUCGGUUGCUUCUCAUGUAACCCUACGGAAAUUGCACUUCAACUAGAUCACAACCCAAAUGCUACAAAGUGGAGGACAGUUGCUUUGAGAGGUAUCUUUGUGCAAAGCCACAGCUGACAGCCGCCACAGCUUGGCUCGUUGGCCAGCAUCAUCAUCAUCAAUAGGUCUCUUGUCUCUUGUACUGUGUGCAUGGUGUUGCGCGUACGGCGUAGCAGUCUUUGUUUAAUGUAGA
This is a messenger RNA of Aaosphaeria arxii CBS 175.79, 811 nucleotides long. RefSeq lists its product as uncharacterized. Lineage: Eukaryota; Fungi; Ascomycota; Dothideomycetes; Pleosporales. The transcript has a single exon. The coding region runs from base 129 to 503 and encodes 124 amino acids. The record is from RefSeq and is a predicted model, not a curated record.